Messenger RNA from Alternaria arborescens, 2448 nucleotides. RefSeq lists its product as hypothetical. The record is from RefSeq and is a predicted model, not a curated record. Lineage: Eukaryota; Fungi; Ascomycota; Dothideomycetes; Pleosporales; Pleosporaceae. Bases 1 to 2448 code for a protein of 815 amino acids. The transcript has a single exon.
AUGUUGAAAAAGAACGACAUUCAAAAAGAUGCUCAUGGCCAUCACCAAAAUCAAGAUAGUGACGCCUUAGCAUCGUCGCCCCGGACGAACGUGUCACUUACAACACCUGCUGCUCGUAUGGUGGAGAUCCGUGUUCAGCAGCCCACGUCUAUCGCAAGCCCUAGGCCAUCUACAUCUGUUAGAGGUUGUUCUCGUGAAGACUCGCCUUCUGGGAAAGACAGGAGAGCUGAAGGGGAAGACGAUGGGGAUAACAACCCGCGUCGCUCUGUCCAUCUUUAUAGCAUGCGCAUCUCGCACCAUUUACGCUCAGGCUCUCUUCUUUCCUGGGAUCAACUUGCCGAUACGCCAGACCUCCCAGCCCCGCCUUCCAUGUAUCGUGAACGUACUAUCUCAGACCAAAGCCAAGUCUCUUUACGAAACCGACAACUUGCUCGCCAUCACCGACAGACAUCUAGCUCUGGCUUUGCAAGUACAAAGAUCCCGAGCAAGUGGGGCAAUGUCUUGCCGCAAGAUGUCGAUGCGCGUCCUGAUGUUGCGUCAUCCAUAUACUCGAGUCGACCACAGAGCCCACCUGACAGCUUUGGUGGUUCGAUGGUAACUCUUUCGCAUACUGGCACUGAGAACCAAGUCUUCAGUAUCUCAUCGUCUGAUCUACGCCGGCCUCGACGCUCUGCUUCCUUUCCAACAGAUCACGAGGAAACGCCGAAGCCAGCUAAACGGCAUGGACUGUCUGGGCUUACAACGGUGGUCGGCCAUUCGAUUGAAUCCUCCCUACUUGCCGUACCCGUCCCUUUAGCACGCAAGAACAGUGUUGCUGAUACUAAAACCUCUAAAUUUCGGGAAGAGUUCAGUCCAUCUCCGCCGAAGAAGAAGACAUCACAAUCGGUAUCCAUCAUAAAAUUCUUGAAUUCAAAGCGCCUUAGCGGGCGGAGCCAGAGUGAGGCAAACCUCCAUUCCGAAGCUUCAGUGGCCGCUAUGGAUGGUCCAUCUGAUAUGCUAGCAAUCCCUGCCGAUCGUGAACGUGGUCAUUCUCGGUCAUUGACAAGCUUUCAGACUGAACAAGAUGCGAUAGGAAGGAACAAAGGUGCUAGUCAUGUGUGGGAUUGCGCUUUGCAAGCUCAUCAAGAAGAGAAAGCAUCACUCUUCCUUCCACAGAACAAAGACCUUGCCGUUCACGCGAGUCCUUUCCGCGAACGCAGUGGGAGCGUUUCUGUUAGAAGAGCUAGCAUCGAAGGUCUAGAUCCAGCCAGUCGAGCUGACGACGGCUCCAGCACGCGGGUAUCGACGCUUUGCCCAACUCUUCAAACACCUAGUGAAGAGCCAUCUGAGGGACUUUACAACUUAGUCUCUCGGCGCAGCGCUUUGGUAGGGCGCGAUGACGUUAAUGUUGGACAAGAGGUGGCCACCGCGUUUGAGCGACAGGGCGACAGGACCGACAUUGUGGGGGCUUGGGGCCGAUACCCAUCGCACACGCGCCAUGACCGCACCGCUUCCGCAGGCAAGGCCGACAACGUUCAACCUCGCGACUUUGCACUUGAGGCAGCAAUCAAGUUUGCCUCGGCAACAGAUGACGAAGAUUUGAUUGAUCCAACAGAACGAAGACCGUCCACUCCGCUGCUACCAGGUGAGAAGAGGAAGCAGAAAAAGGUUGGCAGUGGUCGUAUAGCAAAGAGCAACUCCAUGACCUUCGGCAAAACUCUCAUGAAGAACUAUGCCAAGAUGUUCAGAAGCCAGAGUACAGAAUUCCAGAGGCAUGGUCGAGGACAUCGCAGCUCCAUCGCGUCAGGUGGCAUCCUAGAGCACCCUGAGCUCGAGCUGCUGCCCCAUGUGUGGACGGGCGAGGUUCACAAAGGUCAUGCAGACGUGCAGACUCUGAAACAUGAGGAACAGCCGCUGAAUGAUGAUUUUUCAAUGAGAGUCAUCAAAUCCAAGGGCAAAUUGCGGGCAGAUGACUCCAUGGCGACCCUCCGUCCGCGUCGCAACUCUUCAGCUCCUAAUCUCAACGAAAUGUCAUUCCGCGAUGGCGCUACUGGAGUGGGGCAUGCAAGCGAUCGUGCACACGUCUGGUCGACCUAUUAUGAGAACUGUGUCGAUGCUUACCCACGUUUGAGUAUGGAUACCGACCGAUUGCUUGAGGACUUUAGUCACUCAAAACGAUUCUCAUUCGACAGCAGGCGCGCAUCCAUACACUCACGAGCUAUGCCCAUUCGCAUACCGAAACACGAACGUAAGGAAAGUCAGGAGAGCAAUGCAAGUCGCGCAAAGAGCUUCGUCGACCGAGAUCAUAAUGACAGCGCUUCCGAGGAACGCAGCUUGGUCAGUGUUAGGCGGAGCACAAUGGAUCUGAUAUUCAAAUUCAAAGAGCAGGAAGCUACCGAACAUGAGAGGAUUCUAUCGUUCAGCAGGAUGGAUAGUGGGAGGGCGGGGGAGGGCGUCGCGGCUCCAUGA